Molecule: messenger RNA, 3017 nt
Organism: Ctenocephalides felis (cat flea)
Lineage: Eukaryota; Metazoa; Arthropoda; Insecta; Siphonaptera; Pulicidae
Molecular function (GO): protein binding
Source: RefSeq, a predicted model, not a curated record
GUGCAGCUCAAGAUGAAGUGGAGCCCACAGAUACUGAAGCAAUCGCCCCUAGAACGCCCCGUGGGGGUCGUUCGCGACGCAAGAGCACCGAAACAGAAGUCCUUACUCCAAGACGCACGAGUCGUAGAAGAUCCAGCGUAGAAGAACCUGCACCCACCCCUGUUAAAAUUCAGCAGUCCCUUGCACAGAUCACAGAAUCGGAAACUGAACAAGAGGAACAAGUUCCUGAAAGCAAGACUGAAUCAGAAGAACCUGCUAUUGAUCUUUACAGUAUCAAUGUAUCAAAAACCUAUGAUGAUGAUGAACAAAGUGUUACCACUCAUGGGGAUUCAAUGACGGAACAAAAGGACAUCAGCAUCGAAAGUAAAGAGAUUGAAAGUUUGUCAGAUGAUACCAAAAAUGAUGAGAAAGAGAAGAACAAUGUUGCAGCGGUAGAACCUGUGGCUGCUUUGUCUGAUCAAACUGAAUCUGGUGAUGUAAAACCAGAGAUUGAAAAGACAGUUACAAAGGUUGAAGAACCGGAAAAAGAAUCUCCUUCAAGGAGGACAAGUUCGAGAAGGUCUUUGGUAGAGGAGUCUUCAACACCCACAAAAGCAGAAGAAAAAAUUACUACACCUAUAAAAAGUGAUGAAAAACAAACAACGCCUGUGAAAGAUAAGCAGCCAACGCCAAUUAAAAAGGAAGAGAAACAAACAACUCCAAUUAAAAGUGAUGAAAAACAAGCAACACCUGUGAAAGAUAAGCAACCAACACCUGUGAAAGAUAAGCAACCAACGCCAAGCAAAAAUGAUGAAAAACAAACAACUCCAGUAAAGAAGGACGAACAAACUCCAACCAAAAAGGAUGUUGCAGCACCUGGACAAAAUACACCGAGGAAAAUUGAUGAAUCUCCAUCUAAAAAGGAUGAUGUAAUGGAAACACAGGAAGAAAUGAGCCAAGAAGAUCAUGCAGAAACAUCAUUGGACAAAGCCGACACUCUGGAGGAGGAUGAAAAAAUGUUACUAGAUGAUAGUGUACAUAACAAAUCCUCUGAGAGUAACAUUGAAGAAUCUGAUAAGGACAAUAUAUCAGAAAACACCAAAUUCGAUGAUUCAGAAUUAGCAUGUGAUAGUCCGGUGGAUACCUCGAAAGCUAAGAAGAAAGAGAAGAGAUCAAGGUGGAGCAAUUUCCAAGACCAAAAGCAAGAAUCGAAUGAUAAAGCUGCAAAAUCAGAAGAAGCAAAAUCUGAUGACAGCCGGCGAAGCCUAAAACGAAGGCAUUCUCAUUCAAGGUCUCCAGUAAAAAUGCUCACUGAAGAAGAUGAAGUUCAACUGGAAAGUUCCGAUACAAAUGUUUUAUUAAGCUGGUUUGAUUCAGAUUUGCAUCUAUGCAUCGAUCGUGACAAUUUAUGUGGUGCCAGCCCUCUAACAGCUGGUGCACUUAGUCACGUUUGGGCCGGUGCCAGAACCAACAAAGGUGUUACAAGUGGUUGUGGAGCUUAUGAAGUUCUUGUUGAACGCCACCUUAAAGUUGAUCAGCCUGAUGAGAGUUCUCAUUUGAUUCGUAUUGGUUUUUCUACAUCUUCAAACACAUUACAACUAGGGGAAGAUGCACUUUCUUUCGGCUAUGAAAGCUCUGGAAAGUUUGUUAGUAAUAAUGAGUUUACAGAUUAUGGAGUGCAGAUUAAAGAGACUGAUGUUGUUGGUGCUUAUUUGGAUUUGGAUUCUACUCCAUGCACAAUUAAAUUCACUGUCAAUGGCGAAGAACAAGGAAUUGCUAAAGAGUUUGAAAAGUCAAUUCUUGAAGGCAAAGCUUUAUUCCCUCACGUACUGACCAAGAAUAUAUCAUUUAAAAUUAAUUUCGGUCAAAAUGAAAAAUCUUUGUUAAAUAGACCAAAAGUAGUAAAGGUAGUGGAAGACAAAAAGGAAGUGAAGGAUGAACCUGUGCAAGAGCCCAUGGAAACUGACACUUCUGAAGAAUCUAAAGAAGUAAAAUCUACGGACGUUGAAAUGGCAAAAGCAGCAGAUGCUUCUGAAGAAAAAGAAGCAUCAAAGGAGGUACAAGGUGAAAACGCUGUGAAGGAAACAAAAGCAGAAGAAACGGUUAAAGAAAAUGCAGUUCCAGAGCCAAUUGAGGAGGACGUUCCAGAGUUAUUUAUUCUGCCCGGAUAUGAAUACAUAGGCAAAUUUCCACUCGACUCUUUGGUAGAUGGACCGCUUCAACCCGACACGAGGAAAGAGUGUGAGGUCUUGAUGCUAUGUGGAUUACCAGGAGUUGGAAAAACACACUGGGUAGAAAAAUGGGUUCGAGAGCAUCCAGAAAAGAGAUACACAGUGCUGGGAACACAUGAACUAGUAAAUAGGAUGAAGACAAAUGGAGAACCAAAGAAAUCAUCCUACAAAGGAAGUUGGCAAGCAUUGUUGGAGGCCUGCUCUAAGAGCAUUUCAGAAUUAGUGAACAUUGCAGGCAAGAGGCGGAGAAAUGUCAUUAUUGAUCAAAAUAAUGUAUUUAGUGCAGUCCAGAUUAGAAAGAUAAGUAACUUUGGUGAAUUUGUUCGAAAAGCCAUUGUUAUAGUACCUUCAGAGGAAGAAUGGAAUAACCGAAAAGCUGCUAAAGGGCAAUUCAUCACUGAGGAAGUGACUGAAUCUGAAAUGCUUACAAUGAAAGCCAACUUUGUUCUGCCCGAAGUAAGCGACUACUUCGAUCAAGUUAUUUUUGCUGAGCUCUCUGAACAGGACUCGAGUGAUCUUAUUGAGAAGUAUAACAAAGAAGGCAAAGAUGCCGGCUAUGCCAUGAGGCCCGCUAAGCGAUCCCGUUUCGAUAAUAGUUCCGAUCGUUCUGCUGACAGACACAGCAACUCCAGCCAGGGCAAUCGUCAAAGUAGUGAUAGGCGCUACAACGACCGUUCCGAUAGGAGGAGGAGUUCUGAUAGAAGCCAAGGGUUCAAUAGACGAGGCGGUAAUGAUCAUAGAAAACACAAUGACAGGAUGGAUCGCGGGGGCGGCGGACCCCCACAUAGGUGGGGCGGUGGUCCACCU